AUCCUACACGUAGGCAUAAAGAAGAUGUUGCUAGUUUGCUAGGGCAACUAUUUAGUAUGGAGGCAAUUAUUUUCUUUGAUCCGUCUACAUAUUCAGGAUUUUUACAGCGGGGUACAGAAAAUGCUAGAAGAGAUUGGGAUGACAAUCGCAAAGUUUAUAACUGGAAAAAGAGACCCCUAAAUUGUGAUAAAGCUACACCUACCAAAUACAAAAAAUCAGAACUAAAGUCAUUAACUUUUGCUGAAAAUAGAGAAACCUGUGUAUCCUCCCAAACAGUUGCUUCAUCUGAUGGGUGUCCCAGAAAACUAACUGAUUGUGUUGUUUGCAAGGUACUCGUACGCAUGAAGUUAAGGAGUGUCUGGAAAAAACCUUUUGCAUUAGACAAUUUUGGAUAAUGAAUGAAUCACCCACCUUGUCUUCCAUAUUAAAAAUGUAUCCAAAAUUUCAAACCAUUCCAGAACUAUUAGAUGUCGAACUUCAAAUGAUGUUUUCUGACUGCACUACAGAUUUUUUAUC
Messenger RNA from Hydra vulgaris (swiftwater hydra), 516 nucleotides. NCBI's taxonomy places the organism in Eukaryota, Metazoa, Cnidaria, Hydrozoa, Anthoathecata, Hydridae. The record is from RefSeq and is a predicted model, not a curated record.